AUGAAUUUUAUAUUUCCAAAUGUCCCGAGUCCGUGCGGACCCGAAACGACGUUUUCUACCUGCAGCCAGAGCGAUCGUGCGUGCCUGACUCGCCCGUGUGGUACUCCACGCAGGCGCUCAGUCGCCAAGCGCUCGCCAAAAUGUUGCACCGCGUCAAGAUGGUCAAGGAAAUCAACAUUGCGCUGCUCACUAGCUAAGAUUUUACCCCCCAGUCUGUUAAUGGCUUUGAAAAUGUUGCACCAGUAUGAUGCUAAUGAGUGGCGUUACAGCAGUCUCAGCGUGUCUCGCUGA
Molecule: messenger RNA, 291 nt
Organism: Arctia plantaginis
Lineage: Eukaryota; Metazoa; Arthropoda; Insecta; Lepidoptera; Erebidae
Source: the annotation of a GenBank genome assembly